AGCCGCGACCGCAGCCGAAUAGGAGGCCGGAGUCGCGGACGGAGCGAAGAAGGCGCUUGUGAGCUGCCAAGAGUCGCCGGUGCCGGAACACCUCAAACUCUGGGCGGGAGCUCUUCAGGUGGGCAGAGCCGCCGUCGCCCUCCCGCACCGUGCCCCCAGGCCCAGACAGCGGGGCGGGGGUCUCCCCGGGCGCGGGACUGGCUCCUCCCAGGCCGAGCCCUCCGCACCGGCCUCUGGGUUUUCCUCGGUCUUGGAAUUCCUGCAAACUAAGGCCGGAGGACAGUGAGCACCGCCGACCCGGACAUUGGCUGUCUCCCCGACUGUGUCCGGACUGGAGCAACCGGGAGCCCCUCCUGCUGCCACCUCUCCAGCCGAGGAGGGACGGGCGCAAUCGCACUGCCUGGUUGUGCGCCUCUCCCUUGCCUCCCGUUCAAGAACAAGCUUCUCUUCUCUCUCCAUUGGAAAUCCUGCCCGGAAGCCCAAAGCACCCGUCCGUGUGCCCUUCCUCAGCUCUCGGAGCACCCUUAGGAACAUUAUCUACUUAUCAGGGCUGAGCGUCGCUCGUUCUUGGCUUGGUUUUUAUUCCUUUCACAUCCUCUUAACUGGCACUUCAUGCCCAGGACCUUUUGGAUCACCAGCUCCCUGGCCCUAUCUAUGUGACUACUCCCACCCACAGUUCCAGUUUCCUCUGGGCUCCCAUCUCCAGCUCCCAGCGGAUCUGGUCAGUCCCACCCCUGGGUGGGAGUGGCCAGGGGGCUCUGGCCCAGGAUCCCCCACCCUGGAAGGCAGCUCCAAGGUAGCAAGAGAGCUGGGCCUCGGGUACGAACCUGGCAGCUCCGGAGUGGGUGCUCCGCUCACCCCACACAAGAAGAUGAAAAAGCGCAAAGAGCUCAAUGCAUUGAUUGGCUUGUCUGGGGAGAGCCGGAGAAAGAAGCCCAAGAAAGGCUCGGGCCACCGCCUGCUUCGCACUGAGCCUCCUGCUUCGGAUUCCGAGUCCAGCUCCGAGGAGGAAGAGGAGUUUGGUGUAGUUGGCAGUCGCUCUCGCUUUGUCAAUUCUGCUUUAAAUAUAUUUCAACCUAUAUACCUCUUGGUUUUCAGGAGAACAGUGGAACUCACUGACUUAAAUAAGAUCAUCUGCUAUUCUGACUUUAACACUUUUUUGAAAAAUUCAGAGCCCAUUGUUCUUCAUUUCAAUAAAUUUUCCAAGACACUUGUGAGGAAAGGAGUGGAAUCUAAUCAGAAAAGUUCAUUCCAAGAAAUUCCCAAACUUAAUGAAGAACUACUCAGCAAACAAAGAGAACUUGAGAAGAUUGAAUCUGGAGAGCUGGGCUUGAACAAGGUCUGGAUAAACAUCACAGAAAUGAAUAAGCAGAUUUCUCUGUUGAAUUCUGCAGUAAACCACCUCAAAGCCAAUGUUAAAUCAGCAGCAGAUUUAAUUAGUCUGCCUGCUACUGUAGAGGGACUUCAGAAGAGCGUAGCCUCCAUUGGCAAUACUUUAAACAGUGUCCAUCUUGCUGUGGAGGCAAUACAGAAAACUGUGGACGAACACAAGAAAGCCAUGGAGUUACUACAGAGUGACCUGGUAAGGAAAUCUACAAGCACUCCGGAAAGUCAGCACUCUCCUGCCUCCCCUUUUCUGACAGGUGAGCAGGAUUCCACAACUUAUUUAUUUCCACUCCAGAAUAUCCUGUACCUCCACAACUCUUUAGAGGAGAUAAACAGCCUAGUGGGGUAUCAGAGGCAGAAUGAUCUUAAAUUCAAGGGAAUGAAUGAGACAGUCAAUAGUCUUACCAGAGUCAACUUGGUAGAAAGAGAUUUGGUUGCUAUGAGCAAGAUUGAAAAGCAAGCGAACCUGUCCGUCAGCAUGAUAGGUGAUAGAGCUGCCACUCUGAAAAGAGAGUCUUUGCAUCAGGUGACCAGCAGAGUAGAUGCAGUAAAAACUCAAAGCAUAAAGAAAGAAGAUAGUUCAGAUUCUCAGGUAUCCAAGCUAAGAGAGAAACUACAGCUGAUCAGUGCUCUCUCCAACAAGCCUGAGAGCAACAGGCCUCCAGAGACCACCCAUGAAGAGCAAGUACAGAGUUUCACAUCAAAGCCAUCAGCAUUUCCAGAAUUUCCACAGUCUCCUGGAGGUGACAUUGAGAAAACUGCCCAGCUAAGAUCUAUCUCCCUACCAGGAAUCGCUAGCAUCAAAGAUCUUGAGGAUUUAUUUUACAAGACUGGCCAGAACAUGGAUGAGAAGCUGACCUACCAGGAAAUUUGGAACUCCUUAGGCUCUGCUAUGCCAGCACCAGAGAGUUUGAGAGAGUUUGAUGCUGAUGGAGAUGGAAGAUACUCAUUCCUGGAGCUAAGAGCAGCUGUAGGUGUCUAGCCUCAUUGGUCAUAUUUAGAAACGGAUAUAUACCCUGGGCUACCUAAUAUCUGCUCGCAUAACAAAAACAACCCUUCUAUUUAUCUAUCAGUCCUCCAAUCCUCCAAACUAUUGUAGCAGACACAUUGCAACCUUUUAACUUGUUUGAAAAAGCUAUAUAAAAGUUAUUUUUUUAAAAAAGACCAUUUUACUUAAUGAUAUUCAGAAAUCUAUGAUUUCCUGAAACCAGUAUGAUCUUAAUUCUAAAAUUGCCAGAAUAAAAGUCAAGCCCUCUUUCUUUCUCUUUCCUUUUUUGAGGGAAGGAGACCUUAUCUUUUAGAACUAGAAAAUGUGUAUAUAGUAAGACUAAGCCACCUUUUAUAUUUCACAUAAAUCUGCCUUAAAUUAGCUGCACUUUAUUCAGACUCAGAAAAUGUCUUUUCUUUAAAAGAUAGGCUUUUUCUGUGUAUAAAUAUUUAAAAUGAAAGAAGAGUUCUGCAUAUUUUGUGGGAAGUUAGGAGAAAUGGUUUGAAACAGGACAUGAAUAAAUGGCUUGUCAAAAAUCGCUAAUUUGAUCUGGUAGCGACUAAAACUAGGCCCAUGUCUCCUUCAGGCAUCUCCUUUAGGUGCUGCCAUGGGGUUUGGUCUGGUAGCCAGAGGAAUAUAUUUAGGGAGUGGAUAGGGGGGACAGUGCAGCCUCCAGGCGCAGGAAAGUAAGAUCUAUAUCUUUGUUUCUGUCCCCUUAGCUAAUCGCAAGCUGUGAACCAGAGAGUAUUCUUGGCAUUUUUAUUAUUUUUUAUCCUAUUUCAGGGUUUAUGAACAUAGAAAGUUAUCCAGUGAGGGGAUAUAUUUCCCUCCCUGAGUGAGCAGGAUUAUCACACACACACACACACACACACACACACACACACGCACGCACUCAAGUCUAUCUUAAAGCUGUGGGUGACUUCCCCCUCUGAUACUAUCUCCAUUCUGAAUGGCAGGGCUGAAGUCCCUGGUCACUGGCUCAGCCUGGCUGCCCAGGAGCUUUAGAGGAGAGCUGUGCCUUUAAUUCUGACCCAGGAAACAGAUUUUACAUGAGGGCUAACAAAGAGCCUAAUAUGUUCCUCUGGGGGAUAAGGCCAUAACAGUUGUGAACAUUUAUUUAUUAAGUUUCUUCAUGGUUAUCAGGUCAGAAGUAGUUGGAAGCUUUAUGUCCAGAGAAUGCCAAGCAUAGCAGACAGGCCUGAAACAUUGGGCUUUACAUGAUGGUAGCAAGUGUGUUCAGAUCUAAUGCAAGCAAGUGCAAUACUUUUCCCUUUAAAUACUUCCAUAGCCUGAUACCUCCAUGCUAUCUGUGUGUGCUGUGUUCUUAGAAGGAGUCUCUGAAGAAUACAUAAGGAAAAAACUUUGCAAAACUUAGCUGUGCUGUAGGCCACGUCAGGGAGAAACUAGAGACGCUUUCGUAUACUGACUUCUUUAGUGGAACUCAUUUCCAUUUUAACUUUUUCCAUUUUAACUUUGUCCAAGUUGCCCAGUUAGCCAUGGAUGCAGCCAAACAUCCUUAACUAUUCAAGGGCUGGUUUUGUUUUGCUUUUUCUUUGUAUGAUACUCAGCUUGGUGUAGGCUAACCUUGAUUUUUUUUCCCUAGAAAUAUAAAAAUUUAGUUAAAGCAAGAUGAAGUCUUUUCCCAUGAAUGUGUCUGCUUACCUCAUAUGGCUUAUGCUUCUCUUUCUUUUAAAAAAAAUAUUUUUCCUUGCCCAACUGAGCUAUUUCACUUUCUUGGAAAGGUUAAAAUAUGGUAUAAAAUUAGCACUUUGGGUAACUUGAAGAGUACUCUUCUGGCUGCCUUCCAUGCCCACCCCCCCUUUUUUAAUAUAUAUACCCUGACGGAUUUUAUAACAACCAAAUAACACUCUAGCAAUAAAUUGAAUUAUUCUGCUAUAUUUGUAUAUACUGUACCAUAAAUAGUAUGUCUACCUGGAAGGUAUUUUUUUGGGAACUGAUUUAUAUGAAAUAUACUUGGGGGUAAUGUAGCUUGUCCUUUUUAGUUUCAAAUUCUUAUUCAUAGGCAUAUACUUUGAAGACACCUUAACUCUUUGUUGUACGUACUUUUCUUUUGCAUCAGAGAGCUACCCGUGAAGGAGUCAUUUUGUUUUUUAGUUUAUCAUCCAUUCUCAUCUCAAGUGUGUCUGGCUAGCAUCAGCCCUGAGCCAGGUAUAUAGUACCAUCCUCUACCCCUACCCAAUUUGGCAGAGGUGUUCCUGCUGCCCUCUCAGACUUGAGAAUACUCUUGUCACACAGCCUGGGAAAGUGCCCUAUCUCCCAGGCAGAACUAGGGCACUUGAACUCCUUUGUUCGAAGUUGAGCAGAUUCAUUGGCCUAAGAAGAGCCUCAGAAACCUAUUGUUCAGUCUUAAUUUGGCACUUUUAUUUGUAAAUUGUCUUAAACUGUAAUCAAGCCUCACCUGCCACAUCUCAGCUCUGAAAGGAAGGUCAGCAGUAGUGGUGAGUUUGGUUUUGGUUUUGGUUUCAGUUACUUUGACCUUCCCACUCUGGCAACUCCUACUGCUGCUUUCCCGAGUUACCCAAAGCACUGCUGCUUGGUCCUUGUUUUCUUUUGUCUUGUACUAUCUGAUAUAAUGUUUACUUAAAGGGCAAAAGUGUUUUGUAGGAAGAAAAGAACCAAAAGAAGAGAGAAUUAGCUUAGAGAUGACUGUGAUGUUAUCUUAAGGGCAGAGAAGGGCCUGGCACUUAGGAAUGUGCCUCAAACAGCAAAGCUGAAGAACGAACACUCUUCACCUACUGGCUACUGUCCCUCCAUUGGCAUUUUCUCACUUUAUGUUGCUGGACAGAACACUGUCGGCGCCCCCGCUGGUCUUGCCGGUCACAGUUGAAGCUUCUGGCUGUAAUGGGCUCAUACUCAUAAUGGCCUGCUGUUGAGUUGUUUUUAGUGACAGCUUUCGUGUGCUACACACCUCAUUGGCUUGCUUACCAACACCAGCUAGAUGCAGUCCCUCCUUUCAUAUCCAAACCAGAACACAUUUGGGUAUUCCUGAGACUUUAUAGAGCGUGUAUUGUUUGUUAUAUGAACCUAACCUACCUUGUUGUUUUCUCACAUUAAGAAAUGUCAAUCUACUUUGCUUUAGUGGAGCUAUUUUGGUAAUGUAUAAGCAGUUUUGGUUCUGUUUGGGAAGUGAAUUCAAGGUUUCCAUGGCUUGAUUUGAACUUUGCUUAUGUCAUAUCAGUAAUACAACCAUUUUAAUUUAUCUAAAUAAAACAUUUACUUUUUC
Molecule: messenger RNA, 5618 nt
Organism: Myotis davidii
Lineage: Eukaryota; Metazoa; Chordata; Mammalia; Chiroptera; Vespertilionidae
Gene: EFCAB14
Product: EF-hand calcium binding domain 14
Source: RefSeq, a predicted model, not a curated record